AUGUUUAUUGCACUACGCAAGCGGACAUUCGACUCUCAUUUCAAUCGCAUUAUUUUAUUGCUCAUUUGCUCUUCAUCGUGUAUUAUACUAUCGGUAGAUGGCAACAAAAAUUCUCCUAAAAAUGAUGUUCUAUCUCGACGUAGCAGUAGCGGUUCAAUUGCUCGUUUGAGAAUUCCACCGCGCGUCGAAAGACGAUUUGCUCCUCGAUCACUGCCUAAUCCCCAUCGACCUAACGCAAAUCCAACAAAAGACCCAAAAGAAGUUCAAAAGAGUACGGUUGGGCCAUUCGUAAUGGAUGUUAUGCGUACGACAGUGAAAGCGAUGUCAUCCGAACGGUUGAAUUUAUUGAACGAUAUCGGAAGGAUCCGAAAAUCGAAAUCGAUGCUCUAUGUACCGCAUGAAGCGAAUCGGAAACGUCUCCUUAACGAGAGAAAUAAUAAACUCAAACGAUUACGUUACAAUUCACAGCAUAAAAAACCAGUACGACUAGUGUCACAUGAAGUUUAUGAAGCAGAAUUGGUGAGAAAUAUUGAGGAAGAUGAAUUACGAUACCUUGGUAAUCGACAAAAUCAUGCCAGUAGUCGACACGCUAACGAAAAUCGUAAACUCCAAAGCGGAAUCCGUGACGAUUCGUCGAGGUCAAAUUUUGUAACUGCUGGAGUUCGAUUGUUGAAUAGACCGUCGAAUGUGAAAAUUGUUCAACGACAUCAAUCGCCACAAUCGGCGAAUUCGAAGAAGCAAAAUUUUGUGGUGGUUCUGCUAUCAAACGAAAUACUUUUCAAGUCAACAGCCGUUAAAAAGCAGCCCAUCGGAAGAGAUUUGCAACCACAAUCGAAGUACACUCACAACCAUGGAACUUACAUAAGUUUUCAUUCGCCCAAUCAAAUCAGCCAACAACCGCCCAACUCUUCGCCGUAUCACUCAUCAUUACCCUCAUGGAUGAUCAGUGAUGACCGUGAUCUUUUCGAUGGAACUAUAUUCGAUGCGGCUCAAAAUCCCAAACUGACCGGUCGUCGCGCACUCUCUAUCGAUACACCUGAUUCACAACAAAAAACAAACGGGAUGAUUGCAGAGAGGCUCGAGAGCAGUUUCCAACAGCAAAGUAAUUCAGGUGAAGUGGUGACGUCGUCGAACAAACAAUCUGGUCAUUCUGAAGGAACAGAGGACAGAUCAGAUCGGCUUGAGCACUUCGGCACGAUAGAAUCGACGCAAACAAUAGUACCGCCAUCGGACAUUGCUGAACCUAAUUUGGAUGAGUUCGGCGAUAAUAUGGAUAGCAUUAACAUGAAUAAGAACUUCAUUGAUCAGAGUGUUCGAAACGAGCACUCCAAUUAUCAUCCGUAUAAUCAGAAAACGUUAGAAAACUAUGAAGUGAUCAACUCAUUGCCAUCGUUCCCGUUCAGUCACUGUUACAUGAAUGUCAACGGAUUCAUGUGCUGCAACCGCUCACUGGAAUUAACAAUGAGGCAAACGUACACAGACCUUCUUCGUACAACCCCAGCCUAUAAUCCCUGUAAUAUUCAACGUCUGGCUAAUCUUAUUCAAAAAAACGUCGAGAACAGGUUUGAAAUUCCGUUCGAGAUAAUCGUUUCAUUGGACGAUUUCGUUCUUUAUUCACAUUUCAUUUCUGAUUUAACGUGCAAAAUUGAACUCGAUGGACAUUAUAUUGCUGCGUAUGCUGCAAGUAGUCGUGCCGUUCGCAAGGAACAGAAGCAGAAUGGGGCGAGCGCAGAAGUGCGGCCAAUAUUGAAUUCAAAUAUACUGACUGAAUUUGCUCAUAAUAUACGGGAUCGAUAUUUAUACAACAAAACUGACGAGACUGUAAAUACUGUGAAUACAGAAUCUCAAGAAGAGGAUCAAUUGGACAGUGAACCAUUGGUCAUUACCAUCGAUCAACCGAUUCCGCGGAUAAGUGAAGAAUCCUCGGAGCCAGUAUCGUCCGAUCAGAUCAACGAGAAUUCGUCGAUACAAGAUCGAUCUUUACUGAUAACAGGAUUGUUAACGAACUCAGUCGGUGAACGACAAAACAGUCCUGUAGCCACUGCGAAAAGCAAUCAGCAAAUGACUGCGAAAGGAUUGCCUUCGGUAAAUUCAUCCGAAUCGUUGAAUGCAGCAGCAUUUGAACUUCUUCAGACUCUCUUAAAACAUAAACUCGCCUCUUCAGAUUCAUUUCAAAAUUCGCUGUUCCCACUGAUCACCACUUCACCAACUCCAAUUCAGGUCACGUUCACCACGGAGUCAACUAACGAUUUUGCAAGAAGAGUGUAUGGAGCAAGCACCCAACAGCAACGUGGUUCUCAGAUUAUGAACUCAGUUGUGCCUUUGAACAUAACCGGAUAUCACGAUGCCUCUUCAAUGGCAACGGAUCGAAUUCAUGUGUCGAAUCAAAAAACACUCGAGCCAAUGCCUGCUUCUGCGUUCUCGCCAAUUUCAUCGUCAAAUCCGCCCAAUAUGGACGACGCUGUAACACCGACCUCCACUCAUUCAACACCGUCAGAAUCAUUAUCUGUCACUUGGCCGACCACACCUCAACUAACAGUGUUCCAGAAUCGUAGGCCAGCUGUCAGAAAUAGGCCUUCGCCAUCGCAUCGUAGAAAAAAUAUCCACAAUUUGCGCCAAAUGAUCAGAAAAGAUGCUCUCAAAAGUGCACAGUCGAGCAACUCGGACAGCAUUGACGCCGUUAGAGUGCACAAAGUUUCUGAGGCUUUCGUUCGCAAGAUGCCCUCUACAAACGUGCCAAGUGAUAACGGAAAUGCGGUGACGGAUAGCUCAAGUGCACCAGAUUCAAUCGAAAUAGCUGGUUGGGAACAUCUGGCCGAAAACGGCAUCAUCCUGGCACCAAACUCAUCUGAAAUUGAAUCAACCGCACGUUCCAGGACAUUUUCUGACCGCAGAGCCAGCCUUAACUACGACGAAGUUCAAGACAUCACUGAUCUCGGAUUCCUUGGAGACUGA
Molecule: messenger RNA, 2955 nt
Organism: Anisakis simplex (herring worm)
Lineage: Eukaryota; Metazoa; Nematoda; Chromadorea; Rhabditida; Anisakidae
Source: the annotation of a GenBank genome assembly